AUGAUCAUUCCACACGAUAUCUCGACUUUAGGCAAUGUGCGGCUGGCGGUCGCGUUGCCAAUCGUUCUUGUUGCCUUGGGUGUUUUCCGUCUGAUUUCGAGGGUGGUCUACAAUAUCUACUUCCACCCACUCAAAGAUUAUCCAGGGCCGAAGCUCCAUGCCGCUACCCGUAUCCCGCUCAGUAGAAUGAUCAUGAGCGGUAAAGCUCACAAGAGACUGGCAGAGCUUCACAAGCAAUAUGGACCUGUUGUCAGGCUCGGCCCAGACACAAUCGACUGGGCUGACCCGCGCGCUUUCAAAGACCUGAUGGGACACAGCAAGGGCGGUGGCGGUAUGGAGAACUACAAGGACCCCGUCAAUGCUAGGUACAAGCCGCACAGCAUCAUCAACUCCGACCGUGAGGAUCAUGCACGUAUUCGCCGCGUUCUAGCCCACGGAUUCUCCGCCCAGGCCAUGGUCGAUCAGCAACCCCUGAUUCAAACGCAGAUUGACUUGUUGAUCCGACGACUCCACGAGAACUGCGAGGAUGGAGGAAAGGCGUUGAACAUGGUUUCGUGGUACAACUGGACGACUUUUGACAUCAUUGGCGACCUGGCCUUUGGUGAGCCCUUUGGUUGUCUGGAGAAUUCGGACUAUCACCCGUGGGUGUCAAUUAUUUUCGACAACAUCCAUGCCGGUGUAUGGAGAAAUCAGUUCCAGAGGUACUGGAUCACACGUCCAUUCGCCAAGUGGCUGAUUCCAAAAGAGUUGAAGAACAAGACGAAGUUCCACAACGAUAUGAGCCAGGAGAAGGUCCAGCGUCGCAUGGCACUCGGCGAAUCAAGGCCGGACUUCGUCCAGUCUAUGAUGAUGAAAGAAGGCCCCUUGGUACGUCUGUUCCUUAGCAUAUCUAUCUCAUCGUUCCUGCGCAUCGAAACUGACAAACUCAUUCUGAAGGCCAUGUCGAAGCCGGAAAUUGAGCAGACCGCAGACACCUUGAUCAUCGCCGGCUCGGAGACGACGGCAUCUGUGCUCUCGGGAGUAACUUACUUCCUCACGAUGCACCCCGAGGCCAUGGCCAAGUUAGCACAGGAAGUUCGCACACAAUUCAACUCAGAGCAAGAGAUCGAUGUUCUCAGUGUUCAGAAACUCCGUUACAUGCUCGCGAUUCUCGACGAGAGCAUGCGUGUUUACCCAGUCGUACCAAUGGGUCUCACCCGAGUUGUCAAGCCCGGUGGUGACUACAUCUGCGAAAGAUUCGUGCCUGCGGGUACCCGAGUGAUGGUUUCUCAGUGGCCCAUGUACCACAACGAAAAGUACUUCGCGGAGCCUGACUCUUUCAUCCCUGAGAGAUGGCUUGGAGAUUCCCGCUUUGAGAACGACGACAGAGCCGCUCUCCAGCCAUUCUCUUUCGGUCCUCGGAACUGCAUUGGUCGGAACCUGGCCAUGUCUGAAAUGCGAGUGAUUCUUGCCAGGGUCAUCUGGAACUUCGACAUGCAAAUCGCAGACGACAGCAAGAACUGGACUGAUCAGCAACUGUUUGGCUUGUGGAAGAAGGGUCCUCUGAACGUGAGGUUGACGCCUCGGAAGACAGAGUGA
This is a messenger RNA of Colletotrichum fioriniae, 1578 nucleotides long. RefSeq lists its product as uncharacterized. Gene Ontology annotation, molecular function: oxidoreductase activity, acting on paired donors, with incorporation or reduction of molecular oxygen; monooxygenase activity; iron ion binding. The record is from RefSeq and is a predicted model, not a curated record. NCBI's taxonomy places the organism in Eukaryota, Fungi, Ascomycota, Sordariomycetes, Glomerellales, Glomerellaceae.